AAUAGUGGAAUGUAAUUGAAAAGAGUACUUUUACAUACGUAUUUUUAUUUUAUUCCAUUAAAAAUGUAUUGCAAACAAAGAUUACUUCCUCUACCAUUCAGAUUUUAUAUCAGAAGCAAUGUUGGAAAGAACUGUUUACAAAAAUGUGUGAUCAUGAGUUAUUGUAAAAGUUUUAAUAAAAUAGCAAUAGGACUACUUUUGUAUAUGAUUUCAACAGUGAAUUGCCACAGUGAGGCUAUAAAAAAUGAAGAAGAGUGUAAAAUAGCCGAUCUGUGCGUUCACGACAAAGUGCCGAUGUGCGGCAUCGACUCCUGCGGCGAGAUGAGGACGUUUAUUGAUACUUGUGACAUGCACGAGUUCAACUGUGACAGUAAAAAAGAUUUCAAGAACCGACCAAUCCACGAAUGUUGGGUGACAUGCAAGAGAGGACGGUCUUUCAAAAAGCCGGAGUUCAGGACGGACUGCAACAUAAAUACCAAAAACAAUAGACUUUAAAUUAAAACACAUAAUUUAAUUUCC
This is a messenger RNA of Plodia interpunctella (Indianmeal moth), 519 nucleotides long. RefSeq lists its product as uncharacterized. The coding region runs from base 64 to 495 and encodes 143 amino acids. The transcript is spliced from 4 exons. The record is from RefSeq and is a predicted model, not a curated record. NCBI's taxonomy places the organism in Eukaryota, Metazoa, Arthropoda, Insecta, Lepidoptera, Pyralidae.